AUGAAGGCUCUUAUUCUUGUCGGAGGGUUUGGUACCCGUCUGCGCCCGUUGACUCUGACGCUCCCCAAGCCUCUCGUCGAGUUCGGAAACCGGCCGAUGAUCCUGCACCAGAUCGAAAGCCUGGCGGCCGCGGGCGUGACGGAUAUUGUGUUGGCGGUCAACUACCGACCGGAUAUUAUGGUCUCGACGUUGAAGAAGUACGAGGAGCAAUACAAUGUCAAGAUCGAUUUCUCGGUCGAGUCCGAGCCCCUCGGGACGGCAGGCCCCCUGAAGCUGGCAGAGAAGGUCCUGGGCAAGGAUGACUCGCCGUUCUUUGUUCUGAACUCGGAUGUCAUCUGCGACUACCCGUUCAAGGAGCUGGCCGAGUUCCACCGGCGCCACGGGCAAGAGGGCACCAUUGUGGUGACCAAGGUGGACGAGCCAUCCAAGUACGGCGUGGUCGUGCACAAGCCCAACCACCCCUCACGCAUCGACCGCUUCGUGGAGAAGCCCGUCGAGUUUGUGGGCAACCGCAUCAACGCCGGUAUCUACAUCCUCAACCCUAGUGUGCUGGACCGCAUUGAGCUGCGCCCCACCUCGAUCGAGCAGGAGACUUUCCCGGCCAUCUGCAAGGACGGCCAACUACACUCCUUUGACCUCGAGGGCUUCUGGAUGGAUGUCGGCCAGCCCAAGGACUUCCUGACCGGCACCUGCCUCUACCUGACCUCACUCGCCAAGCGCAACUCCAAGCUGCUCGCCGCCAACUCGGAGCCCUUUGUCUACGGUGGCAACGUCAUGGUCGACCCCUCCGCCAAGAUUGGCAAGAACUGUCGCAUUGGCCCGAACGUGGUCAUCGGGCCCAACGUGGUCAUUGGUGACGGCGUCCGCCUGCAGCGCUCGGUGCUCCUGGAGAACAGCAAGGUCAAGGACCACGCCUGGGUCAAGUCCACCAUCGUCGGCUGGAACAGCUCUGUCGGAAAGUGGGCGCGUCUCGAGAACGUCACCGUCCUUGGCGACGAUGUCACCAUUGCUGACGAGGUUUAUGUCAACGGAGGAUCCAUUUUGCCUCACAAGAGCAUCAAGCAAAACAUUGAUGUCCCCGCGAUUAUCAUGUAA
Molecule: messenger RNA, 1095 nt
Organism: Penicilliopsis zonata CBS 506.65
Lineage: Eukaryota; Fungi; Ascomycota; Eurotiomycetes; Eurotiales; Aspergillaceae
Exons: 5
Coding region: 1-1095 (364 amino acids)
Biological process (GO): GDP-mannose biosynthetic process; cell wall mannoprotein biosynthetic process
Cellular component (GO): cytoplasm
Molecular function (GO): GTP binding; mannose-1-phosphate guanylyltransferase (GTP) activity
Source: RefSeq, a predicted model, not a curated record